AUGCGCUACUCCUAUACUCUUCUUGCCUUUGCCGUCACGGCUCUGGCUCUCCCUCUCAACAAGCCCGCCGACGACGGUAAAUGGGCUCCUGGCAAAUAUGAAGGCAAGGGGACCAACUUCGACAAUGGGAAGUGGUCCCCCGAAAAGUAUGACAAGAGGGAAGAUGAUGGAUCCUGGCACGUCGGCAAGUAUGAGGGUGAGGGUACUGGCCACGAUGAUGGCAGGUGGACACCUACCAAGUACCCCGGCGACAAGUCCAACACCAAGAGGAACAACAAUGAUGGCUCUUGGGGGCCUGGAAAGUAUGAGGGUGACUGUACCGACUAUGAUGAUGGAAAGUGGACUCCUGAGAAGUACGACAAGAAGAACACUAAGAGAAAGGACGAUGGCAAAUGGGCUCCUGGGAAGUACGAGGGCAAGGGCACCGGCUUUGAUGAUGGCAAAUAG
Molecule: messenger RNA, 447 nt
Organism: Fusarium oxysporum Fo47
Lineage: Eukaryota; Fungi; Ascomycota; Sordariomycetes; Hypocreales; Nectriaceae
Exons: 1
Coding region: 1-447 (148 amino acids)
Source: RefSeq, a predicted model, not a curated record